CAUGUCCAGUACUUGACGAACCAGAGAGAGCCUCAACAUGAAACUACUGUGCAGUGUGCUAAUUCUGGCCAGCGUGGCCCUCCACAUCCAAGCCAAGCCGAGUUCAGUGCAAACGCAGCUGCAGGGCGCCCUGGAUAAAUAUCUGGUGCAAGCGAACAACUUGGAUAUGGUCUCCGCAGACGUGACCUCUCAGUGCUUUUCCCUGUAUCUGCCCAUGCUGAAUGAGGUGGCUGCCACGUUCUCCAGCUCGUACCAGACCUGCAUUAGCACAUUUAACGAGCAGCUGGCCAAUUUGACAGCACAAGCCCAAAAGGAUCAGGUCGUCUAUCAGCAGGAUGUGAGCGGCUUGUGCAGCGCCUUCACCAACUGCGACAACACCACCGGCAAUGACACCGCCAGCUUCUUCAACUGCUACGCGACUGCGGCCCAAGGUGAUGUCUCGGUGAUCUAUGACAUUGCCACCAAUGCCGCCAACACGGCCAACACUCUCGCCGAGGCCAUGAAGGCCAACCAGGACACGGAAUACCAGUGCACCAAUACCACCGAGAGCAACUAUGUGCGCGACACGGCUGCCACAUACGAUCUGCUCGACAGUUGCCUGAAGAACGGUGUGCCCACCACUUCGUCGGCUGCACCCUCCACCACCGUGGCGCCCCUGAGCACCCAGGGUGUCCAGAGUACUACCCAAAGUCCUGCUACAACUGUUGCUAACGUUGUUGCCAGCUCGCCCGCUGCUAGCUCAGCGGCUCCAGUUGUGAUUGCCUCGACGGCAGCCACUGUCUAAAUUCGGACUGCGUUCUGUUUGGCAGCCAAUCAACAAAUAUAUG
Messenger RNA from Drosophila novamexicana, 827 nucleotides. RefSeq lists its product as uncharacterized. The coding region runs from base 38 to 784 and encodes 248 amino acids. Lineage: Eukaryota; Metazoa; Arthropoda; Insecta; Diptera; Drosophilidae. The record is from RefSeq and is a predicted model, not a curated record. The transcript has 3 exons.